AGGAGGGGGUCCCACAGGAUCCCACGGCCGCAGCGGAUUCAAAAUCUCUCGCCACCCCCCUGAAGUCCCGAACGCCCGGAAAGAUUCCAAAAGCAUCGAUCCAUGCCAUCCCAGCCGCCUCCCCACCCAGUAAUCUCUAGUCUCCCCCGGCGAAAUCUAAUCUAGCUGCACGUCGCCAUUGAGAUCGAUCGUAAACCUUCCUUGUUUGCGCGCGCGCGUGUCGAGAUCUCAUCUCGUCUUCCGCCCCUUGUGGUCUUUAUUUCCUUUCUCGCCCGGCCGCCGCCGAGGAAGAAGCGGGGGCGGUGGGGGUAGGGUAGCCAACUGCGAGCAGCCAUGGUGCACAGGAAGCAGGCGCGGGGGAAGCGCAAGGGCGCCGCCGACGGUGUUCCCGAGACGGCGGAUCACGCGCGCCGUGGGGGCGGUGCGGCAAGGCCUGGCUACAUGAGGCCGACGAGCUGCUCCGGGGCCAGGGCGGCCAAUAAGGGGGCUGCUGCGGGCCCUCGGGAGGGGCCGCCACCCGCCGCGCCGACGGAGAGGGAGGCGAAGGCGGCGCCGCGCGUGAGCAGGGCGACUUGCUCCUCCGCCCUCAAGGGCACCGGCGUCAGCGGAGGUUGCGAGGGGCGGCGCCUCUGCCGGUACGCCUACUGCUCGUUCGAGGGCCACGCGCCAGCGGCGCCGCCGCUGGGGAGCUUCGUGGCGUCGCGGAGGCGGCUGAUCAAGACGGAGCAGCGCAUGAAGCACAAGGGCGUAUCCCCGUUCCGCAAGGCCAAGAACAGCAAUGGCGGUGGCGGAGGCGACGGGGACGGUUUCUUUGUGCAGAUAUUUCCCGGCGCUGCUGCCGCGACGAAUUUGGGUGUGGACAAGGAUGUGAUGGACGGGCGGAUGGGGUAUGUCACGUUUGAUCGCCGGAGUUACCGGGAGGGGGAGGAGGACAGCAAGGAGAACGAUCUGGAUGGUUCGGUGGACGGCUCUUGCGGAUCCAGCGAUGUGAUCUCUGAUGGUUUCGCCGAGUUGCUGGCGGCGACGACGACGACGACGACACGCAAAGUAGAGGGCGAGGCUUGGGUUGAUCAAGAAGAAGCAGAGGACUCUGGUCCCUGCAAGUCAGAUAUCUCGGUGGAGCUGGGUGCAAGAUAUGAGAGCAACAUUUCUAAAGGUCGUGGCGGUGAGGCUUCAAUAGAAUCAUCCAUGGAUGAUAUAUCCAGUGCAUUUGGUGGGUUGAAUUUCGAAGAUGUAGGUUCUGAUCCUUCUGAUGCGGCAACCAGCCAGAAAAACAAGGUGAUCAUCUCCUCCAGGAGAAGAACACCUGCAGAGGAGAAGCGAAUUCGGAUUUUCAAUCCUAAGGCUCCAAACUUCCUUCCGGUAAGAGCUGAUCCAGAUGCUGAAAAGGUUGAUCUCAGGCAUCAAACAGCCGACGACCGGAAGAGCGCGGAGGAGUGGAUGGUUGAUUAUGCACUUAGAAAGGCAGUGAAGAAAUUAGCUCGCGCUCGGAAGAGGAAGGUGGAGAUGCUUGUCCAGGCCUUUGAAACUGUUCUACCACUUCCUGGUGAGAAGAACUCCCUGCAGCACGACGACGACAAGAAAAGCUUCACACAGGCAAAGGCGUCGCAAGCCUGCAACUGAUAGAUUUUAGAGGUUUAUUUGCUUUAGUAGAAUUGAUGAUGCAGCGCAUAGUGUUCUCGUGUGCUGCCUAUUCGGCUCAUGAUGCGGUAGGUUGUGUUGCAGUUUGUUCCCCUGCAAUAUUAGUGCUAGAGCCUAGAGAACUGCUUAAGGAGAAUAGAGAGCUGCUUGCCAGCAGGUGAGAUCUCAAGCUAGAUGCAUGGAACUCACCGAGUCAGCUUAUUAGUGUAGCUUCGUAGUGCAUGUACAUAGGCCUCCUGUGCUCGUGCUGAUAUUCUGGUGAUGACAACAGGAGACCUGCAAACUGCAGCAGUGCUGAGAAUGUAUUCCUUUUACAAAUAUCAAUAAAUCUCUUA
Molecule: messenger RNA, 1976 nt
Organism: Brachypodium distachyon (stiff brome)
Lineage: Eukaryota; Viridiplantae; Streptophyta; Magnoliopsida; Poales; Poaceae
Product: calmodulin binding protein PICBP
Exons: 2
Coding region: 334-1623 (429 amino acids)
Molecular function (GO): calmodulin binding
Source: RefSeq, a predicted model, not a curated record